AUAGUUUUGUUUUACGUGCCAAUAUUUAAUUAAAUUGUUUAUGAAUUAACAUGUUUGUUAACACUACUUAUGCAUAGUACAGUACAACAUAUAUAGGUACCAUAAUUAUUUAUUUCUAAUAUCACUAAUUAUAUCACUUAAUAGCUUAUAUCAAAUUUAUUUAAAAGGGUUUUGUAUUGUAGAUAUACUGAAAAUAGAACUUCCAUCAAUGGCAUACAUUGGAUACUUAUUACAGUAAAGUACUUCUUGUUGUUUGUUCAAUUGUAUAUAUACAAUGAAUAAACCUCAUUUUAAUGAUCACAAAAAUCAAUGUCAAAUAGCUGUCAAUCAAAAAGAACUUAAACCUAAGGCUAUGUAUGCACGAGAGUGAUGCUUUUAAAACGUUUUUUACAAACACUCAACAACAUGUCGAAUGACAUUCAAACCAUCUUUCAUUUAAGUGAGAUAAAAACGCCGCAUUACAAAAGUAUACUGUCGUGUACAAUACAAUACUCAAUAUGUUAAAUUGCAACGCUUGAUAAGCGCGCGUUGAAAAAGUUCGUGCGAACUAAGUCUAAGGGACAUAUUAAAAUUUGUUGAAGUCUAUAAACAAAUCGUCGAAGUGGAAGAACUAUAUCCCACGACUAUUUUACCGAGGUUGCAAAACCAAUUGCAACAUUGAUAAAGUUUCUAUAUAAUGGCAGAGAAAAGACCAAAGAAACGCAAAGUUCAGUUUGGCGAAUCAACAAAGCCGGGGAAGCCAACCAGCGAAGAAUACGGGGUAGCGAAGUGGUUAAAACUUCACGUACCUACAAAGAAAACGAAGUUCCUUAAGCAUCAAGUCGCAUACUUUACAGGCAGAAAAGCGGUUGAUGCACUGUUGACGUCUGAAUGGGCGACAGGACAGAAUGCGAUUUUCAAGACGCGCCUCGACGUCGCUACCUAUAUGCAUCAGAUGCUGUUACACAAAUUGUUCCACAGAGCUAAGAAGGUACCAGUCAGUGAAAAGGAACUCAAAGGCAAAUCAAAAAAGAUGAAUAACAAAGCUAACAAGAAUAAAGAAGACAAAGACAGGAAAGUGAGUAUUUGCCAGAGUAAGGACACUGAGGGAAAGGAGAAAGAGAAGAAGAAGAAACAUAAGAUCCGUCUAGAAAUGCACCCGGAUCAAUUGUUCUUAGACACGGGUGACGCAUACGUUUGGUUGUACAACCCGAUGCCGUGGUACUACUGGCUCUACGUUGCACUGGUGAUUUUGGGGAUCAUCAGUGUCUGUAUGUUCCCGCUGUGGUCGGCUAGGUUCAAAAAAGGGGCAUAUAGUCUGAGCGUAGCGGCAGCCUCAUUUUUGGCCUUCCUUCAGGCUUUGGUAGUGUUGAGAUUUACUGUAUUCUGGUUGCUGUGGAUCCUGACUCUGUCCAGACAUCACCUCAAGCUGUUGCCCAAUCUUACUGAAGCUGUGGGCUUAUUCGCUAUCUUCUGGCCAUUGUAUAAGUAUGAAUAUCACGGUCCGGUUUCUAAAAAUAAGAAGCUCAAGAAAAGCAAGAAAUCGGACAACGAUGCAGAGCCCAUACAGCAGGAAACUGCACAGCAAAGACAACAGCGACUGGACGUACAGUAUGAAACCAAAGAGACCUCGAUUUUGGCCAGUCUAGAAAAGCGUUCAGAAUCUGAAUCCGAAAACAGACAGCCAGACAGAGAUUUCGAAAUGGUGGAACCAGACAUGGUUGAACCGGCUGACCUACAUCCCGAUCCCAAGAUAAACCUAAGCUUUCAGUGAAUACGUCUGGCGUCUGAAUAUGUCUGGCUAGCAAUAGGGUAAAUUAUAGAGUAUGUUGAUACUGAUUAGACGAAUGUUAUACUUAUUAGAUACUUAGGUAUUUCCAUGUUCUACCUAGUAAAGUAAGUUAAUAAAUUACCCUUUAUUGGGUCAAAAUUCGCAUUAAAAAUUAGUAUUAGGUAGGUAUCUAGUGGUUACUAAAAUAACUUGCUAUGGAAUAAGAGAAAAUAUUUUUACCUAUGAAAUUAUUAAUGCAUAAGAGUAAUGAAUGGAACCUACUUGAAGAUCUGAAAUAAAACUUGUGUUUUUUGUAAGUUUCCUAUUUAAUUCAUCACCAUUAGAUGGGUAAACCUACGCUCCUGGCAUAAACUGGACAAACAAAACUAUGCUUUUAUUCCUCAGACACACAGUUUUAAUUAACACCACCAGCUUUUCUUCUUAGAUGAACUUUUCGGUACUGUCGACCUGCCAAUCCAAAUGACCAAGUUCACAUAUGCUUUUGAAACAUAUACACAGUGAAACUUUCGAGCUUCAUACUAUAACGCAAGUCUGGGUUUCAAUGAUCUCGAUCUGAUUACUGAGUGCCUCAAACUACCCUGAAUCGCAAAAUAUAAGUAUCUACUUAUUCACCUUAACUUAUGAUAACUUUAUGGGAAUAAACAGAAAACCAAGAAAAAUGCUGAGAUUUUACAAUAACAGGUGUAUAAAAAUAAUGUGUAGGUUUUUUAAUUACCCAUAAUGGUGCGGGUCAAUUGUGCACACGGUACGACGACGGGAUCCUACUAUGGGAUGCAGUAAUAAAUAAUAUUAUAUUGAAAAAUAUAAGUAUAGACCGUACUAAAGCUGAAAUAUUUAUUAAGUUUAUUAUGUCACUAUCUAUUUCAUUUUAUGUUUUCUUUCUUCAUUCGAAAUUCUCGUUUAAUCUUUUUCACCUACGAAUUACGCGUGAGUGUUUAUUCACACGCGCUCUGCGAACGUAGCAAUAAAUGCUUUCUAAUUCUUCUUAAUAAGAGCUUAUGCUCUUGUAGAUAAAGUAUUCACACUACUUGUGCCUCGGCUAUACUUUUAUGUCUUGCGACACGACCACGUCUGCCUUCUUGUAGCAGCUACAAAU
Messenger RNA from Plodia interpunctella (Indianmeal moth), 2867 nucleotides. Its product is annotated as translocation protein SEC62-like. Gene Ontology annotation, cellular component: endoplasmic reticulum membrane; endoplasmic reticulum. Gene Ontology annotation, biological process: post-translational protein targeting to membrane, translocation. NCBI's taxonomy places the organism in Eukaryota, Metazoa, Arthropoda, Insecta, Lepidoptera, Pyralidae. The record is from RefSeq and is a predicted model, not a curated record. The transcript has a single exon. The coding region runs from base 677 to 1753 and encodes 358 amino acids.